Torulaspora delbrueckii is the source of this 3807-nucleotide messenger RNA. RefSeq names its product OSBP family protein. Bases 1 to 3807 code for a protein of 1268 amino acids. Lineage: Eukaryota; Fungi; Ascomycota; Saccharomycetes; Saccharomycetales; Saccharomycetaceae. Gene Ontology annotation, biological process: exocytosis; endocytosis; maintenance of cell polarity. The record is from RefSeq and is a predicted model, not a curated record. The transcript has a single exon. Gene Ontology annotation, molecular function: protein binding; sterol binding. Gene Ontology annotation, cellular component: membrane; cytosol; nuclear envelope.
AUGAGCUCUGUAACUAGUAAAGCUCAGCAUUCAAAUUCUCAAUCGGUGCAAUCACCGCCAAGGUUAAACAAGGGUUUGAAUGAGGAAGAAAGCAGCAAUGAUGAAGAUACUGCUUCUCAAACCGUGAGUAGGCCGUUAUUGAAGUUGAAAUUAUUGGACUAUUUGCGUCAAGGAUCCUUCACUAAUCUUAAACAGCUUAUUGACUCACAAUUUCAGCCGAAAAACGAUCCCAAUGUGAAGGCUGUCAAAAGUUUGAUCCUGCAUUAUGCCGUACAGGUGGCUCCAUUAGCUUUGAUUAAAGAGAUUGUCGCCAAAUGGUCCGGCAAAGAGGCAUCUGACAUUUGCUUAGAUAUCAACCAGACCGAUGAAAAUGGUAAUACACCACUUCACCUUGCUGCAUUUCAGUCGCGUGGUGAUGUAGUGUCUUUUCUAAUGGAUCAACCUAAUGUAAACGAUUGUGUGUUGAACAAUUCUAAUUUGCAACCUAUUGAAAUGUGUAAGAACUUGAACAUUGCUCAAAUGAUGCAGGUGAAGAGGGCACACUAUGUCGCCGAGAUUGCACAGGAAUUUAGAACUGCUUUCAACAAUAGAGAUUUUGGACAUUUGGAGUCGAUAUUGAGUGCUCCACGCAAUGCCGAGCUCCUGGACAUCAACGGUAUGGAUCCAGAAACCGGUGACACUGUUUUGCACGAAUUUGUCAAGAAAAGAGAUGUCAUCAUGUGUCGUUGGCUUUUGGAACAUGGAGCAGACCCUUUCAAGAGAGACCGUCAAGGGAAGCUGCCAAUCGAUUUGGUCGGUAAAGUCAACGAGAAUAACACGGCAACAAAUACAAAGACUGCGAUCGAAAUGGAGCUGAAAAAACUCCUGAGUAAAGCUGCCAAAGAGCAAAGCGUCAUCGAUGUAACCAAUAAUUUGAACGAGGCACCUACCUAUAAAGGGUAUUUAAAGAAGUGGACGAAUUUUGCACAGGGUUACAAGUUGAGGUGGUUUAUCUUGAGCAAAGAUGGUAAACUUUCGUAUUAUAAAGAUCAAUCGGACACCAAAAACGCCUGCCGUGGUUCCUUGAGUAUGUCAACUUGCUAUUUGCAUUUGGAUUCGUCUGAGAAACUGAAAUUCGAAAUAAUCGGCGGUAGUGAUGGUACAAUAAGGUGGCAUUUGAAGGCCAACCACCCAAUCGAGACUAACCGCUGGGUUUGGGCCAUUCAAGGCGCCAUAAGGUUCUCUAAAGAUAGAGAAAUGAUGAACAAAAGUGGAAAUAUCCCACCUUCGCUCGCGAUUAAUAAAGGUGCGCCUUCUUCCAACAAUGUUCAAAAGCUUCAUUCUUAUGAAAGGCAACGUCAUCCUCUACCCCUUGAGAGAGAGGAAGGCAGGGAUAGGCACCAUAACAGAGUUCCCUCAGCUUCUUCAUCAACAAAACCACGCAAGCCUAGCGCUACGUCAAGCGAAGUGAAUUUGAAUGAUAACUUGACAGAAUCCGGUAAGUUAUAUGUCAACAAGGUGUUGGAAAAUCGUGAAUCCACUUCAAGGGCAUCAUCUAUCAAACACUUCAAGACGGAUUCUCAAAGCAUUGAAAACACCAGCAGCAUCAACAGAAAUCCCUCUUCGAAAUCCAACGAAGGUGCUGCCAGUCAAUCAGGAUCUUUGUUUGGUACUGAGUCAGCCUUUGCCGAUGGGCAGAAUACCUCUAUGGACCAAGAGGGGGACCUGAUGACGGAUGAUGAAGAGAAUACCGAUGUUGUUAAUGGUGAUGAUGAAGAUGUUGUGGUUCUGUAUGGCCCAUACGCUGUAAAAUUGGCCAUGUUACAAAGAUCUAUUGCAAUGGACUUGAGCUCCCUUAACGAACUACUAGAAUCAGGUAGUCCUGAUCAGGAAGCAUGGUCGACCAUAAAAACGUCACUGGCGACCGUCUCAACUACCUUCGAAAAAAUGAACUCAUUAUCUUCUGCAAGAGACAAGAAGCUAGUUUCCAUGCUGUCUAAACAACGGGACAUUAAUAACGUUUGGAUUCAAUCUGUGAAAGAUUUGGAAAUAGAGCUGAUCGAGAAGAGCAAUAGAUUAGCUUCUUUGGAUAAGGAGAGAAGAAACUUGAAGAAACUCUUGCAAAAAGGUCUAGUCGAAUCAAGCGAGCCAGCCAACGUCUCGGAGCCAAAUCUUCCUGAAGAAACUCCAAAUGCUUUAGAAGAGAUUGCAAAAUUCAUCGAUGCCACGAAAGGGGAAGAUGAGGGUUCUGAUGCUGACGAGUUUUAUGAUGCUGAGGAACUGGUCGAGGCUUCAACGCAACUAGAAGAAGAGAAGGCUGAGGAAAUUCCAAAGAAGGAGAUCCCAUCAGACUUAGAAAUUGCUACAAAAUCGAGGAAACCGGUAUCUCAACCUCCUUUAGAGGAAGAAAGAACCGAGGAACCGUCAGAGCAAGUAUCAGGAGUGACAGAAGUUGAAACUCAGGAAAGGCCAGCCGCACAAGAAGACGAAAAGAAGCCUGCUUCAUCAGGUGUGGAUGAAGUCACCUCGACCAUCGCGGUAACACCGGAACAGGAACAAAAAGGUAAGUUGAUACUGUCUGAAGGCACAUAUUUGGGUUAUGAAGAUGGUAUCAGAAAGAGAUUGAAAUUGGAUAAGGAUGAUCGUCCUUCUGUUAGUUUAUGGUCAGUUUUGAAAUCCAUGGUUGGUAAAGAUAUGACAAGGAUGACGCUACCGGUGACUUUUAAUGAGCCUACAUCUUUAUUACAAAGAGUGGCCGAAGAUCUAGAGUACACACACUUAUUAGACGAAGCUGCUUCUUUUGAAGAUCCGACGUUGAGACUUUUGUACGUGGGUGUUUUCACUGCAUCUUCCUAUGCGUCAACUAUCAAGAGAGUUGCCAAGCCUUUUAAUCCUUUACUGGGAGAGACUUUUGAAUACGCAAGACCAGACAAGCACUUCAGAUUUUUCACAGAGCAAGUUUCACAUCAUCCACCAAUCUCAGCCACUUGGACGGAAUCACCUAAGUGGGAUUUCUACGGUGAGUCCAAUGUCGACUCAAAGUUCAACGGUAGAUCAUUUGCGUUUAAGCACCUGGGUUGGUGGCACAUCAGCAUGCGUCCCGACGAUAAGUCUCCAGACGAAUUGUACACCUGGAAGAAACCUGAUAACACUGUUAUCGGUAUCCUCGUGGGUAAUCCUCAGGUCGACAAUCACGGUGACGUUAAGAUUGUGAAUCAUACGACUGGUGAUUACUGUAUGUUGAACUUCAAAGCUCGAGGAUGGAGAUCGAGUGGAGCAUACGAAAUGAGAGGAGAAGUAUUCAACAAGAAGGGACAAAAGAUGUGGGUGCUAGGUGGACACUGGAACGAUACCAUUUACGGUAAGAAGGUUACUGCUAAAGAUAGUGGCGAGAUACCAUUGCAAAAAACUGCCACUGCAUCUUCUUCGGCUUUUACAGGUCCAAAGUUUGAUGGCUCGAAGUUUUUGAUCUGGAAGACUGCCCCAAGACCCGAUGCACCAUUCAACUUGACACCAUUCGCAAUUACUUUAAACGCACCACAACCAAAAUUGCUUCCAUGGUUAGCCCCAACCGAUACACGUUUAAGACCUGACCAGAGAGACAUGGAAGAUGGUCGCUAUGAUGAGGCUGCAAAGGAAAAGCACAGAGUAGAAGAGAAACAGAGAGCAGAACGUAAGAAAAGGGAGAGUAAAAACGAGAAAUAUUGCCCUAAAUGGUUCGUUCAAGAGCAACAUCCUAUCACAAAGAACAAGUACUGGAGAUUCAAUGGAAAUUACUGGAUGAUGAGGAAGGAACACAAACUCAAGAAUUGCGGCGAUAUUUUCUAG